This is a messenger RNA of Caenorhabditis angaria, 3313 nucleotides long. The record is from the annotation of a GenBank genome assembly. Lineage: Eukaryota; Metazoa; Nematoda; Chromadorea; Rhabditida; Rhabditidae.
UUGUCUUAUUCUGCUUCAAAACAACAAUCCCAACUGGUAAGUCAUUGUAUUUUGAAAUUGAGUAUUGAUUCUUGUGAAUGUGGAAUUUUUUUGUGAAUAUCUCAUAAACAUCUCAUAAAAAUUGCCUCAUAUUUUUCCCCCUUUCCAUGAGCCAAAAAAAAACGUAUAUUUCGAAAUAUUGCAAUCGUGUGACACAUAUCACCCUUCGAAUGAGAAAAAAUGUUCAUUUUGUCUUUUUCCCAUUCAUUGUGUUGUGUUGUGUUAUAUGCAAAAAGUUAGCGUUGGUAUAAAUGCGUGUCGCGUUGCGGUUAGGGCGUUUUGAUGCAAUUAUGUUGUUGUGCAGGUGUAUAAUGCGCGUACCUCCCCCUUUUUUGUUUUUAGCACAUCAGUCUGUUUGGCACCCUUCACCAUUACUAGCUGCUCAUUUAUUAGGUCAUUUAUUACUCUUUGUUAUUGUCAUAUACAUAUUCUGUCAUCUAUCUUUUUCUAAUAUCCACAAGUGUAAGUUUUUCUGAAAGCUUUCAUGAAUUCAUUUGGUGAAUAGGAUAGGAUAGGAUAAUAUAAAAAGUUGUUUUCCAACCGAAUCCAAUCUAGUGAAAAGAAAAGAAGAAAGUUAUCGGGUCGCGGAAAUCUGCAUUUUUUCUUCUUGUUGCGCGCAAAAAGAUAUAAUCGAUGAUUGAUUCGACUUUUCAUUAUACAUAUCUGACCCACCCAAACAUAUUUUCAAUCAUAAUAAACGGAAUAUGUAGAAUAGUAGUAUCAAGAUAAAACAAAAAUUGGUAUCAAUGAUGUGGAUUGAUAAAAGUGCAAGCAAUAGAUCAAUAAGAACAUAAAAAUUGUUUAUAGAAAAAUGGCUCAAAUCGCACCAACCCAAGUCAACGGAGCUGCACCAAUCUCCGCACCACCACCAGCCAAUGCUCAACAUGUUAUGGCGGCUCCGCCACCACCACAAAACGCGGGCGCACCGGCCACAGCGCCAACCUACUCGAUGGCAUCGUUGUAUGUCGGCGACCUCCACCCGGAAGUCACUGAAUCAAUGUUGUUCGAGAAGUUUAGGUGAGUGUCAGAAAUAAAAUGGCGUGAGAAAAAACAGAGGAAAUCAAUAUAUUUUUGCAGCGCUGCUGGACCAGUAUUGUCGAUCCGUGUUUGCCGCGAUAAUGCGAGUCGCAUGUCCCUCGGCUACGCUUAUGUCAACUUCCAACAACCAGCUGAUGGUAUGUAUUUAAAGGGAGGAGGGGGGAAGAAAGAAACAAUCAGUCAGUCUGUGUGCACCGAGGCUGUGUAAACAAAUCGCUCUCUUUUGGUCAAAAAUUGACCGUUUUUCGUUGAACAGAACAGUUUUGCAGCGAGGGAAAUGAAAAUAAUAUAUGUAUGUAGAAAAAACCAGUUUUUUGCAGCCGAACGUGCUCUCGACACGAUGAACUUUGAAACAAUGUUGGACAAGCAAAUGCGCAUUAUGUGGUCGCAACGUGAUCCAGCUGCCAGAAGAUCUGGAAACUGCAACAUCUUCAUCAAGAAUUUGGACAAAGACAUUGACAACAAGUCAAUCUACGACACUUUCUCAUUGUUCGGAAACAUUGCAUCUUGCAAAGUUGCUGUUGAUGAAGAAGGAAUCAGCCGUGGAUACGGUUUCGUUCACUUUGAGAACGAAUCAUCCGCAUUGAAUGCGAUUGAGAAAGUCAAUGGAAUGCUUCUCUCCGGCAAGAAAGUUUAUGUUGGAAAGUUCCAAUCGAGAGGACAACGCUUACGCGAAUUCGGAGACACCGGAAGAAAGUUCACCAAUGUUUUUGUCAAGAACUUUGGAGACAAUCUUGAUGAUGAGAAAUUGGUCAAAUUGUUCGAAAAAUUCGGAACAAUUUCAAGCGCAACUGUUAUGAAGGAUGCUGCUGGAAAACCAAAAGGAUUCGGAUUCGUCGCUUAUGCUGAAGCUGAAGAUGCAGCCAAAGCUGUUGAAGAGAUGAAUGAUCAAAUUUUGGAAGGAACUGAAUUGAAGUUGUUGGUUUGCCGCGCGCAAAAAAAAUCAGAAAGAUCAUCCGAAUUGAAGAGAGCUUAUGAAGCCAAGAAGCAAGAAAGAAUUCAACGUUAUCAAGGAGUCAACUUGUACGUCAAGAAUUUGGAGGAGAAUGUGAAUGAUGAGGAGCUCAAGAAGCACUUCGAUUCAUUCGGAACCAUCACUUCCGCCAAAGUUAUGACUGAUGAGAAUGGAAGAUCGAAAGGAUUCGGUUUCGUAUGCUUCGAAAAACCAGAAGAGGCAACCAACGCUGUCACCGAGAUGAACUCAAAAAUGGUUGGAACCAAACCGCUUUACGUUGCGCUUGCUCAACGCAAAGAGGAUCGCAAAGCCCAACUCGCAUCCCAAUAUAUGCAAAAGUUGGCAACACUUCGCAUGCACCCAGGAGCUGUGCCAAAUAUGUAUCCAAAUGCGCAAGGUGGAUUCUUUGUCACCAACACCAUCCCGGUAGGUCUUUACUUUUUGAAGUGUAGAACAAAAGACAGGUGUUUGGGAAAGGGCAAUAAUUAUGAUAUUAUCUAUUGCCCCUUCCCAAAAAGAUUUGCGAUACACAUCUUUCUUAAUGGAAAAACAGAUUAUGGGAAAACAAUUAUAAUUAUAGGCUCAAACAAGAUUCCAACCAAUGCGUGGAGCACCAAAUGUUGGCAACCGCCCAGGGAACAUGUAUCCAAAUCAACCACUUAUUGUUCAAUAUCCACAAGUCAACAACAACCGAAAUGUGUAUGCGCAAGGAGUUCAUCGCAAUCAACCACCAAGACCACAAUACAACAUGGGCCCACGCAACAAUAUGCAAGGACCACCACGUGGCGGACCACCAAUGCAAGGAAUGCCACCAAUGCAUAUGCGCCAAGGACCACCUCCACAACAACAACAGCCACGUGGAGGACAACCACAAGCGCCUCAACAACCAGCGCAACAACCGCAACAACAAAAACAAUAUUACGGCAACCAGGGACGUUCAGGCCCACCACAAUCUGCUCAAUCUGGAAUCGUCAUUUCCGGACAAGAACCGCUCACUUCACACAUGUUGGCACAAGCUGCUCCACAGGUUUGUAUCAUUUAGAAAAACAUGUGAACACUUUUUUAAAUUAAAUUAAUUUUCAGGAACAAAAACAACUUCUCGGUGAACGUAUUUAUGCGCAAAUCGAAAAAAUGUUCCCUGGACACAAAGAUGCUGGAAAAAUCACGGGAAUGAUGCUUGAAAUUGACAACUCAGAGUUGAUCAUGAUGCUCCAAGAUGAAGAGCUAUUCAGAAGCAAAGUUGAUGAGGCGUCGGCUGUGUUGAACACUGCCGCUCAAUAA